This is a messenger RNA of Canis lupus familiaris (dog), 5404 nucleotides long. It is a transcript of the gene MAMDC4, whose product is annotated as MAM domain containing 4. The coding region runs from base 1368 to 5264 and encodes 1298 amino acids. Gene Ontology annotation, cellular component: membrane. The transcript is spliced from 28 exons. NCBI's taxonomy places the organism in Eukaryota, Metazoa, Chordata, Mammalia, Carnivora, Canidae. The record is from RefSeq and is a predicted model, not a curated record. Gene Ontology annotation, molecular function: protein binding.
CACCUGGCUCCACAUCAGGGGGGCCCCAGGGAGUGGCAGUGCACACUCAGCCCUUGUGGUCUGAUAAGGGGCCCUGCAACACUGCCCCCAUUUAUGACCUGAUUGCUCUUCCACGUGGUUCCUUUGUCCAAGGACACCUGGGAGGAAGCGCUCGGAGCCCUUGCGCAAGGAAGUAGCACCAGGUCCCUCGGGGCCAGCCGACAUCAGGGUCCCCUCGUGAUCUGCUGUUUGAAGUCACGUGUGGAGCGACCCAGGACCCCUUCCAAGACCGGUCCCAUGGCACCUGCCCUGCGGCCACAGGCUCCAGUCUCCCAGGGCCGUGGGGAGAUAAACUGGGUGUAGGGGGAGUCAGGCACAGCUGAGCGGGGCUCGCCUUGGGGCUCCCCGUGAACGUGGGUGCAUCUUGUGGCGCCUGCCUUGCAUGAGCUCACGGGGCCUCACGGGAGCUGCUCCAGGCCGGCACUGCUGUGACUACAUCUCACAGAUUAGGAGACGGGUCUGAGGGGAUGAGCUCCUGGGGGCACAGUGGUAAACGGGACCCAGACAUCAGGGCCUGUGCCUGGCAACACCAGCCACACUGCCCAAAUGAUUGUUGCCAGAUUAACAAUUGUGAUUUCUACGGGAAUAAGCCGACAGGAGGCCAAGGACUAAACACUGAAGGGUGAAGACCCCAACUGCUUGGGGCAGGGAACUAGGCCACGCUGGGUACCUGCUCCAAGCUCUGGGAGACCUCAAGGCCUGAGUAGGGGCAGGGUGGCCAUGGCCCGUGGCACCACAGUGCUUCUUCCAGCGGGGCCUCCACUGAGCAGGGCUGGGCAGCAGAGGGCACAAUACCUGGGGCCUGACCUUUGGUCUGAAGGCACUGGGCAGGUGGGAGCCUACCUGGGCCAGGGGCCCCUCUCCUGGACACUUUUACAACCGGAUGUUCAUCCUCAGCACCACAGGGUGGGGCCUGCUAACAGGCAGCAGGUACAGAAGGGGCUGGGUCCCCAGUCUCCAGGUAGAGCAGAGUCAGCCUGUGGGGCCACAGGCAGACAACCAGGCAAAAUAGCCACCAGGCUGCCCAGCAAGCACCCUGUCUCUUGGCCUCCUUCCCCCUGGGAACCCACCAUGCCGCUGCCUGGCCACCUCCUACCUGCCCUGGUCCUGCUCCUGGGUGAGUUGUCAGAUCUAGCUGCCGAAGCAGGGCCAGCCCUGGGCAUAGAUGCUAGCCCUGCAGGGCAGGAGGGUGCAAGGGCCUGGGUGCUGGGGGAACAGAACAAGCUUUCGGGAAAGGGGCAAGAAUUCUGUUUCCCCUGGCCCCAGUGUCCACAGGUCCCAAGGCAAGGGGGCCCUGGAGGCAGACCUUACUCCACCAGUGCAACCAAAUGGAGUCUUGGGUCCAGGGCAGCCUGGGCUCUGCUCCCCCUUCAGGGGGCUCCCAUGUCGGGGGCCCUUGGUCCCGUGCACACACCCUCCCUGAUCCCGACAUGCUGCCACCAUCUCCCAGGCCAGAUGUACUCUGCGGGGCCCUGACUGGGAGCCCCAGACAGCAGGACCCAGCCCCCUCCCCUACCUGCCCUCUUGGCCCCCAGGGCCCCAAAGCAGGUAGACAACACUGUGGGUUGCCUGGGUUUGGGGGGCAUCCUGACUCCGGCCACCUGGCUGUCUCUCUGCCAGCAGCAGGGUCCCCAGGCCGGGCCUGGACCCCCAGCACCUGCAGGGCCCCUGGUGAGGCCACGUGCAACUUUGUGUGUGACUGCCCGGGCUGCUCCGACGAGACCCAGUGCGGUUACCACGCAGCCUCACCUGCCUUAGGUGUCCCGUUCGCUUGCGACUUUGAGCAGGACUCCUGCGGCUGGCGGGACAUCAGCACCUCGGGCUACAGCUGGCUCCGGGACCGGGCAGGAGCCACGCUUGAGGCCCUGGGGCCACGCUCUGACCACACCCUUGGCACAGACCUUGGCUGGUACAUGGUUGUUGGCAUCCACCGUGGGAAAGAGGCCGCUGGUGCCACCCUGCGCUCUCCUGUCCUGUGGAAUGCGGCCCCUACCUGUGAGCUGAGGCUCUGGUACCAUGUGGCCGCUGGAGCUGUGGCUGAACUGCGGCUAGAGCUGACCCACAGGGCCGAGACCUUGACCCUGUGGCAGAGCUCCGGGCCCUGGGGCACAGGCUGGCAGGAGCUGGUGGUGACCACUGGCCGCAUCCAGGAUGACUUCCGGGUGACCUUCUUUGCCACUCGAAAUGCCACCCACAGGGGCACCGUGGCCUUGGACGACCUGGUCUUCAGGGACUGUGGGCUGCCUGCCCCCCAGGCCCACUGCCCCCUGGGGCAUCACCACUGCCAGAACCUGGCCUGUGUGGCGCCCCACCAGCUGUGCGACGGGGAGGACAACUGUGGGGACCGCUCUGACGAGGACGCAUACUCCUGCCGCCACCACAUAGCCACCAAUUUUGAGAUGGGCCUGGGUCUGUGGAACCACUUGGAGGGCUGGGCGCGGAACCACAGCACAGGCGCCUGGCAUCCAGCCUGGCCACACAGGGACCACAGCCAGAACAGUGCACAGGGCUUCUUCCUGGUCUCCGUGGCCGAGCCCAGCAGCCCUGCCGUCCUCUCCAGCCCCAUAUUCCAAGCCUCGGGUGCACACAACUGCUCGCUCGUCUUCUAUUACUACCUGCACGGAUCCGAGCACGGCUCCCUCCAGCUCUUCUUGCAGAUGGAGAACCCAGGCUCACCCCAGGUCUCCAUCCUGCUGCGCCGGCGCUGCGGGGAGCUGGGGGCUGCCUGGGUCCGAGACCGGGUCGACAUCCAGAGCGAGCACCCCUUCCGGAUCCUGCUCACAGGGCACACGGGCCCAGGGGGCGUCCUGAGCCUGGAUGACCUCAUUCUGUCAGAACACUGCCAGCCAGUUCCAGAGCUGUCCAGCCCGCCUCGUGGGCUCUGGGCCCUGGCCCUCCAGCCCCAGCCAUCCAGCCUGCCACCUCAGGACUUCUGCGAGCCCGGACAUCUUUCCUGUGGGGAACUGUGCAUCCCCCCAGAGCAGCACUGUGACUUCCAGCAACAGUGUGAGGGGGGCGAGGAUGAGCAGGAAUGUGGGACCACGGACUUCGAGGCACCCGCCGCCGGGGGCUGGGAGGAUGCCAGCGUGGGGCGGCUGCAGUGGAGGCGUCUCCAGGCCCAGGAGAGCGGGGGCCCAGGCACAGAUGCUGGCGGGGUUGCGGCUGGGCACGUCCUGUCCUUGCAGAGGGCCUGGGGCCAGCUGGCGGCAGAGGCCCGGGUCCUCACACCUGCCCUGGGCCCCUCAGGCCCCCGCUGUGAGCUCCGUGUGGCUUACUAUUUCCAUGGUCACCCUCAAGGCUUCCUGGCCCUGGUGGUGGUGGAGGGCGACAGCCGUGAGCUGGUAUGGCAGGCCCCGAGCGGCGACAGGGGCUGGAAGGUGGAUACCAUCCUGCUGGGGGCACGCCGCCGGCCUUUCCGGCUGGAGUUGGUUGGGCUGGUGGACUUGGACGGCCCUGGCCAACAGGGUGCCGGAGUGGACGACGUGACCCUGAAGGACUGCAGCCCCGCGGCAGCCAUGCAGGACUCAGAGAUCUCCUGUAACUUUGAGCGGGACACGUGCGGCUGGCACACCGGCCACCUCACCGAUGCCCACUGGCGCCGAGUCCAGAGCCGUGGCCAUGGGUACGACCACACCACAGGCCAAGGCUACUUCUUGCUCCUGGACCCAACGGACCCCCCGGCCCGGGGCCCUGGCGCCCAUCUGCUCACCCAGCCCCAGGCCCCCUCAGGCCCUCAGGAGUGUCUCUCCUUCUGGUACCACCUCCAUGGGCCCCAGAUUGGGACACUGCGCCUGGCAGUGAGACGGGAAGGAGAGGCAGAGGUACUGCUGUGGUCGCGGACCAGCACCCAGGGCAACCGCUGGCACAAGGCCUGGACUACCCUGCACCACCAGCUGGGCUCAGGCACCAAGUACCAACUGCUGUUCGAGGGCCUCCGGGACGGCUACCACGGCACCAUGGCACUGGACGAUGUGGCCGUGCGGCCCGGGCCCUGCUGGGCCCCCAGGCAGUGCUCCUUUGAGGACUCAGCCUGUGGCUUUUCCAGUGGGGGCCAGGGCCUUUGGACACGCCAGGCCAAUGCCACGGGCCUCGCCUCCCGGGGCCCUCACACUGACCACACCACAGAGACCGCUCAGGGGCACUACAUGGUGGUGGACAUGAGCCCCCAGGCCCUGCCCCGUGGCCAGGUGGCCUCCCUGACCUCAGAGGUGCACCAGCCUCUGGCCCAGCCAGCCUGCCUGACCUUCUGGUACCACCUGAGCCUCAGAAACCCAGGCACCCUGCAGGUCCAUGUGGAGGAAGCCCAGAGGUAUCAGGUGCUCAGCAUCAGCGCCCGUGGAGGCUUUGCCUGGCGCCUGGGAAGUGUGGAUGUGCAGGCCGAGAGGGCCUGGAGGGUGGUAUUUGAGGCGGUCGCCGCCGGCACAGAGCACUCCUACAUUGCGCUGGAUGACCUGCUCCUCCAGGAUGGGCCCUGCCCUCAGCCAGCUUCCUGUGACUUCGAGGCUGGCUUAUGUGGCUGGAGCCACAUGCCCUGGCCUGGCCUGGGAAGCUAUAGCUGGGACUGGAGUAGUGGAGCGACACCCUCCCGCUACCCCCAGCCCCCUGUGGACCACACGCUGGGCACAGAAGCAGGCCACUUUGUUCUCUUUGAAACGGGUGUGCUGGGUCCAGGAGGCCGGGCAGCCUGGCUGCGCAGCCAGCCCCUGCCUGCGACUGAGGCCUCCUGCCUCCGCUUCUGGUACCAUGUGGGCUUUCCGGAGCACUUCUAUAAGGGUGAGCUGAGGGUGCUCCUGAGCAGCGUGCGGGGCCAGUUGGCUGUGUGGGGCACCAGUGGGCACCUGCGGCAUCAGUGGCUGGAAGGCCAGGUGGAGGUGGCCAGUGCUGAGGAGUUCCAGAUCGUGUUUGAAGCCACUCUCAGCGGCCAGCCGGCCCUGGGGCCCAUCGCCCUGGAUGAUGUGGAAUACCUGGCAGAGCAGCACUGCUGGCUGCCUGCACCCACCCAGGGGGAUACAUUACUGGCCGCCUCAGUGCCAACUAUGGUCGGCAGUGCCCUCCUCAUCCUUGUCCUCCUGGUGCUGCUCGGACUCGUGGGGCGGUGCUGGCUGCAGAAGAAGGGGGGCUGCCCCUCGCAGGGCGAGAUGGCAGCCGAGGCCUCAGGCUUCGACAACAUCGUCUUCAAUGCGGAUUGUGUUACCCUGCCGGCUUCGCUUACCGACAACCAGUAGAUGACUGAGAGAAGCCUGCUCCCAUCAGCCCUGCUCCGCAGAGUAACACCUGCCCCUCCCCCAGAAUGCACCCACACUGCCACCCACGAGCCUGGGAAUGGUCCCCACCCCAACAAUAAAUGCCCUGGCCUAUGAGGGCA